Molecule: messenger RNA, 1143 nt
Organism: Penicillium paradoxum
Lineage: Eukaryota; Fungi; Ascomycota; Eurotiomycetes; Eurotiales; Aspergillaceae
Product: glutamine amidotransferase subunit DUG3
Exons: 4
Coding region: 1-1143 (380 amino acids)
Source: RefSeq, a predicted model, not a curated record
AUGUGUCGAUUCUUGAUCUAUAAAGGGCGAAAUGAGAUCCGUCUCAGCAAACUCAUUACUGAGCCGAGCCAUUCAAUUCUUACACAAUCCUACGAUUCACGUCUGAGACUGGACAAUCGUCGUCCAGUGAACGGCGAUGGAUUUGGCGUGGGCUUCUACACAGAUCCCAAAUUGGGACCAGAGCCUUGCAUCUUUACUUCGACCCUUCCCGCUUGGAAUUGUGAGAAUCUAGAGCGACUCGCUGCGAAGACAUGUUCAGAUUUGAUUUUUGCUCAUGUGCGUGCAACAACCGAGGGCGCUCUUGCCGAAAAUAACUGCCACCCAUUUCAACACCAGUCCCUGAUGUGGAUGCACAAUGGCGGUAUCGGCGGAUGGAGCUAUAUCAAGCGUACGCUGGGAAGCUCACUCGCCGACAAGUGGUACCUGGGUGUGAAGGGUGGCACUGAUAGUGAAUGGGCAUUUGCUCUAUUCCUUGAUCUUCUUGAAAAGGAAGGCGUAGAUCCAAGCUCUGAUCCCGGUCCCGAGGGCUUUGGACAAGCUCUUCUACGUCGUGUUUUGAUGAAAACAAUUGCUCGAAUCAAUGAGAUGGUUCGGGAGAUUCCCGAAAAGUACAAUGUCACCGGAGUUGAGACACGCAGUCUGUUGAACUUCGCCGUGACAGAUGGCCACACCGUUGUGUGCACUCGGUAUAUCAGUAGUAAAACAGACGAGCCUGCCAGCUUGUAUUUUUCUUCUGGCACCAAGUGGAAGGAAGGUGAAACGCAGGGACACUUCAAGAUGGAGCGACAUGAUAAAGGUGCUGAUAUCGUCCUUGUGGCCAGCGAGCCUAUCACCUUUGAGCGACACAAUUGGGUGUCAGUUCCAACCAACUCAGUCGUCACCAUUCACAAGCAAACCGUGAUGCUUCACCCAAUCCUUGAUGAAUUCUAUGGCGAGAACCUCACUCACGACCGCUCCUCCUGCUUUGCUGUGUCCAAGGGUCUGGUUAGUAAUGCCCCAGGCACAACUAUCUCACCUCAGAAUUCAAAGGAGCCUUGCGCACCAUGCACGCCUUCGACAACGAGCAAUGCCAUUGGAAAUACCAAUAGCGGCAUGGAAAGCCUACGCUCCGGCCACGCUAUCGAAUGUGCUGUAUCACACUAA